GUCGGCGUAAGGUGCUCGGCGAGCUUACUCUGAUUAUCCUUGACGGAAGCUGCUCACUUGCUUUUAUAUGUGGACUCUGGCGGGGUAAAGAUACUGUUAGGAGAAAAUUUUAAAGUCUAUUCUGGCGCUCAAGAGCGGGACUGACGAAGUGUCCGUGUCUACACAUGAACUGACUGGUCUUCUUCAUGGCGGUGCAGCUAAGUAGAAUAUCAGACGCGUCCACCGUCACUUUGAAGUUAAAAUAAAAAUGAUGUUUUUGGAUUAGAGGUGGUUUGUUUUAUCGCGCUUGGAUAGUUUAUAUCAGACUUCAUUUCGCAACAGGAUUGUUCAAAAGAAAUAUGUCAUCGUCUUCUUCUAACUACUACUGCGCAUUGCUGAAACAUUGUUGCGAAGUCCGGAACCACAUCCAGGCAAAGAAGCUCCAUUGCUACAUAAUCAAAACAUUGAGAACCCCGGAAACCUUUCUGUUAAACAAUCUCAUUAGUACCUAUGGUAAGCUCGGCAACAACGUCUACGCGCAGCGAGUGUUUGAUCAAAUGCCUGAGCCAAAUCUCUUCUCAUGGAAUUCUAUCCUUUCGACUUUUUCCAAAUCAGGUAAAAUUGCUGAGAUGGUAGCUGUUUUCAAUAGAAUGCCAAGCCGAGAUGUUGUGUCAUGGAAUUCGCUUAUUUCUGGUUAUGCUGGCAUUUCCAUUGUUAAUUCAGUGAAGGCUUAUAAUUUAAUGUUAAAGGAAGGAUCCAACAAUUUAACUCGCAUUACCUUCUCUACAAUGCUUAUACUUGCAUCGAGUCAUGGGUGUGUUAAUUUGGGACGUCAGAUUCAUGGGCAUAUUGUGAAGUUUGGUUUUCAGUCCUAUGUUUUUGUUGGAAGCCCUUUGGUGGAUAUGUAUUCAAAAACAGGCUUCAUUUCUGAUGCAAGGCAGGCUUUUGAGGAGAUGCCUGAGAAGAAUGUGGUUAUGUUUAAUACUAUGCUAACAGGGCUGCUACGAUAUGGUAUGAUUGGAGAUUCAUGGCAUUUAUUUUAUGAUAUGCGGGAAAAAGAUUCUAUUUCUUGGACGACAAUGAUCACAGGCUUCGCCCAAAAUGGUUUGAAUAAAGAAGCAAUUGAUUUAUUCAGAGAGAUGAGAUUGGACAAUUUAGAUAUGGAUCAAUACACAUUUGGAAGUGUAUUGACUGCUUGUGGAGGUCUUCUCGCCUUGCAAGAAGGCAAGCAAGUUCAUGCAUAUAUAAUUAGAACUGACUAUAAGGAUAAUAUAUUUGUAGGUAGUGCUCUUGUUGAUAUGUAUUCCAAGUGUAAUAGCAUAAGAGCAGCAGAAACAGUUUUCAAGAGGAUGGCCUUUAAGAAUGUUGUGUCCUGGACUGCAAUGUUGGUGGGUUAUGGACAAAAUGGUUACAGUGAAGAAGCCGUUAAAGUCUUCUGUGACAUGCAAAAAGAUGGAGUCAAGCCAGACGAUUUCACUCUUGGAAGUGUAAUUAGUUCGUGUGCCAACCUUGCAAGCAUAGAAGAGGGUGCCCAAUUUCAUGGCAGAGCUCUGGUUACUGGUCUACUUUCCUUUAUUACUGUUUCCAACGCUCUUGUUACAUUAUAUGGAAAGUGUGGAAGCGUUGAAGACUCCCAUAGGCUUUUUAAUGAAAUGAGUGUCAGGGAUGAAGUCUCAUGGACUGCCCUGGUUUGUGGAUAUGCCAAAUUUGGUAAAGCCGAUGAAACAAUCAGGUUAUUUGAAAGCAUGUUAGCCCAUGGUUUGAAACCUGAUGGAGUUACUUUUAUUGGGGUUCUUUCGGCUUGCAGUAGAGCAGGAUUAGUAGAGAAAGGUAAACAAAUAUUCCAAUCAAUGAUUAAAGAAUACAGGAUUGCCCCAAUUCAUGAUCAUUAUAGUUGCAUGAUUGACCUUUACAGUCGAGCUGGGAGGUUAGAGGAAGCUCGAACUUUUGUAAACCAGAUGCCUUUCAGUCCUGAUGCAAUUGGUUGGGCAACGUUAUUGAGCUCUUGCAGAUUCUAUGGGAACAUGGAAAUUGGCAAAUGGGCGGCUGAAUCACUUCUGGAGUUGGAGCCACAUAAUACUGCUAGCUACAUCUUGCUUUCAAGCAUCUACGCUGCAAAAGGAAAAUGGGCAGAAGUUGCCAAACUGAGAAAAGGAAUGAGGGACAAGGGACUGAGAAAGGAACAAGGAUGUAGCUGGAUCAAAUAUGAGAACAGAGUGCACAUUUUCUCUGCUGAUGACUGGUCAAAUCCAUUUUCAAAUCAGAUAUAUUCUGAGCUUGAAAAACUGAAUUACAAAAUGCUGAAAGAGGGAUAUGUGCCUGAUAUGAACUCUGUUCUUCAUGAUGUUGAGGAUUCAGAGAAAAUUAAGAUGCUUAAUCACCACAGUGAAAAGCUUGCAAUUGCCUUUGGGUUGAUAUUUAUUCCUCCUAAUCUUCCCAUACGUGUGGUAAAAAAUCUCAGGGUUUGUGGGGAUUGCCACAAUGCCACCAAGUAUAUAUCUAAGAUCACCCAGCGGGAAAUUCUUGUGAGGGAUGCUGCUCGGUUCCACUUGUUUAAAGAUGGAACCUGCUCAUGUGGAGAUUUCUGGUGACAGGCCCGAUUCCUACAUCUAUUUAACCAACGUUUAAAGAAGUUUAUUUUGAAAAGCAAGGAAAACUGCAGGAGUCAUUGUGAAUUGGCCUAUGAGGUUAACUUUCAAGAUAUGAAUGAAAUUAUCAUUUCUGCGUCUUUUAAAGCACCAAAUUACAGCUACGGUUCCUGCUAUUGAUCUAGAGCUUUUAGCCAUCUUGAUUUGAGAAGGAGGAGACUCAGCAAAUGCAGAAUGUAUGACCUUUUCAGAAGUUAUCGGAAGCAUGUGUUGUAGCAGCCGCUCAGUUUCUAAUAAUCUAACCAGAAAAGCCAAGUGACACAUACUUGAGAAGAGUAACUUGGUCAAUUCAUAUUUAUUUAUUUAUUUAUGUUGUGGUUCAGAAGAUUUAGUACAAGAGAAUCUUAGAAGAGCCGCAACAGUGACAUGGUACGAGAGGAAACCAAUAACUAUUACCUGCAACUGAUUACAAACUUCAAUGACUUCAGCUAGAGGUGCCCAAUCACCAAAGUUCCUCUCUAUAAACUGGUACGCAAUGCCUGUUUUUCCACUCCCUACUAUAAAGAGUCCGCCCUUUAUCUCACCUUGCCCUUUGAAGUUAUUGUCGAUUCCCAUGGCCUUUGCACGCUUGUAAUUGGCCAGUGCUCGGGGAUUCAGUAAAAAUCCUGAUAUGAACUUGUCCUUGAGCAGUUUUCCGCCACCAAGAGCUUUAAAGAAAUCCCUACCUCGAUCCAAAAGUACUAUACCACCCCAGUAUCGGGGCCAGAAAUCCUUUACCUGCUCCACAACAAUUAAUAAGUCAAAUAAAGAAGAUUUUAUUCCAGCAACAAACGUUUGAAGUCUGCUGAUACCUCUGACUCUAUGUGCUCGUGGAGAACUGCAAAUAGUUUAACCCCAAGGGCAUCAAAUAUGGGCUUUCUUGAAAAGAGCUGGUGUGCCUCAGCUCUACACAUGAUGCACCUGUUUUCAAGUUUAAGGAGCAUAAUUAGCAACAUAAUUCACUUUUGUCAAUAGACAGAAACCUACGAAGUGUUCAAAACCUAUUCGAAUUGAUUGGACCACACCAAUCUAAUCUAAUUCAACCAAAAUUGAUCUCUUAAA
Neltuma alba is the source of this 3668-nucleotide messenger RNA. Its product is annotated as putative pentatricopeptide repeat-containing protein At1g68930. The record is from RefSeq and is a predicted model, not a curated record. Gene Ontology annotation, biological process: RNA modification. Gene Ontology annotation, molecular function: protein binding; RNA binding; zinc ion binding. Lineage: Eukaryota; Viridiplantae; Streptophyta; Magnoliopsida; Fabales; Fabaceae. The transcript has 2 exons. The coding region runs from base 339 to 2570 and encodes 743 amino acids.